AUGCAGUCCAUGUUUGUUGCGUUGGUAUGCAGCGCUGCUGGCCUUCUUGGCUUGGCAGCUGCUUCAAACGAAUAUGUUCUCAACAAUCAGUCCACAGCGACUUUCAAUUCUGCGUCCGUGGCAAACUCUACAUCCAAUUGUACUCUUUACACUGUUCAAAGCGGUGACAGCUGCGAAACUGUCUUUUAUAAGACAAACGCGACCUAUGCUCAGCUACUGCGUUGGAACCCAAAGUUGAGUCCUUCUUGCGACAACUUGGAGAGCUUCUCCCAAGGCCUUUGCGUAAGCAACCCGACGGACACGGGCUUCGCCAUUUCCACCAAUACUGUUGGUGCUUCGUCAACGGCCUCGACCCCAGCAACAAUUCCAUCUCCUACAGGAGACAAGACCAACCCCAACUGUGGCCGAUUCUACCAACUUGGUCCUGAUGAAGACUGCGGUACCAUAGCAAUCAAGGCGGGCAUUACCCAAAAAGACUUCAUCUUUCUGAACCCCGAAGCUGGUGACGAUUGCAAAGCAAUCAAGCAGGGCUAUUACUACUGCGUCCAGCCCGUCGGGCGCAUUGAGGACUACCCGGGCUACGGCCAGCGUUCUCUGCCCCCAUUCACUCCUAUACCUGUCAAAACGACUACCAGGGUUAACUCAGGAUCGAGCUCUAGCCCGUCCGCCCAGGCUGCAGUGCCUACGGCUAGUGGUACACGAGUUGAUUGCUAUAGAUAUUCCUGGCUCGAUCUUAGUGACGAUACGUCUCUUUCCACUUGCGAUGGUUGGGCCUUCACUUGGGAGAUCUCUCUAGACGACUUUCUGCUAUGGAAUCCAUCUUUGAACCCAGCCGCUCAGUCGUCAACAACCGGGGGUGCGACUGACCCCACGCCCUCUCCUGCUGUAUGUACCGUGCCCAGAGGCACGCAAUACUGUGUUGAAUUGUCGCGGCCGACUCCCACUUCGACUUCCACGGGAGAGCCCACGCCGGACCCCCCGUCUCCCCGCGCAUCGGGUGAAAUCUCGGACUGCACAUCAUGGUACCUCGUGCGAAAGGGCGAGACGUGUAGCAGCGUCUUGACCAUGGCCCAGCUCAAUUUGGCGCAGUUCUACAAGAUGAACCCUUCCAUUGGAUCUGAUUGCACCAGCCUGGUCAUCGGUACGAACUAUUGCAUCUCGACGCUGUCAAAUGGUAAUCCUCCCGAUGAUGACGAUGAUGGUACCCCGACGACCACUUCCGCGCCGGUCGCCACGCCGACUCCCACCCAGCCGGUAAUGCUGCACAAUGAGAACAUUGCCAGGCUUGACGCCUAG
Akanthomyces muscarius is the source of this 1296-nucleotide messenger RNA. RefSeq lists its product as uncharacterized. NCBI's taxonomy places the organism in Eukaryota, Fungi, Ascomycota, Sordariomycetes, Hypocreales, Cordycipitaceae. The coding region runs from base 1 to 1296 and encodes 431 amino acids. The record is from RefSeq and is a predicted model, not a curated record. The transcript is spliced from 9 exons.